AUGGCGCUUGAUCCCGGCUCGAGAGCGUGGACGGGCUCCCCCGAGAGCUCGGGGCGAGAUUCCCCCAUCCCUCGACAAUGGCGCAACCAGCUUGGCGGGGAAGAAGCUCCUGCCAAAGAUAAAGCAUACCGAAGAUACGCAUCCGGAGUGGAAAAGGCCCUGUCGCUUUUUGAGACUGCGCUGGAGGAAUGGGCCGACUACAUUUCUUUCUUGAACAGGGUCCUCAAGGCCCUGCAAGCGCGGCCACCCUCGAAUACCACAAUACCAGCAAAGGCGCUCUUGUCGAAACGUUUGUCGCAAUGCCUGAACCCCACGUUGCCUUCCGGCGUCCAUCAAAAGGCCAUCGAAGUCUACACUUACGUUUUCGACACAAUUGGUGCCGAUGGUCUGUCCAGAGAUCUCCCACUCUACCUUCCUGGCCUUGCGCCGACGCUCUCAUUCGCAUCGCUAUCCGUUCGCUCGCCCUUUCUCGAACUCCUCGAAAAGUACUUUGUCAAGCUGGACGCGCGGUCGCUACGCCCUGCUAUGCGAUCAAUCAUAUUAGCACUUCUCCCCGGCCUGGAAGAUGAGACAAGUGAGGACUUUGAUCGCACCCUAAAGCUGGUCGAAGGCUUCAAGGAGGCCAUACGGCCAAUUGACAGCAGAGAGCUGACAGACCAUCACUCCGUCGGCGACGACUUCUUUUGGCAGUGCUUUUUCCUGGCUUCCAUUACCAGCCAUAGUCGGCGCGCUGGUGCUUUGGCCUAUCUGAUUCGAUAUUUUCCAGCUCUUGGCACCCCGACUGUAGCCGCAGAGGUCGAAAACGGCGGUCAAGAACUUGCCACAAUGGUAACGUCGCCUGAGCCAGGGCUACUGGUCCGAUGCUUUGCAAGUGGUCUCGCAGAUGAGCAAGUUCUCGUUCAGCGCGGAUACCUUGAUCUUCUCGUGUCGCACCUACCUCUCAACUCAAAUGUCCUACAGGCUCGUGUCAAGCCAUCUGAUCUCGAAUUAUUGCUCAAGUCAGCCGUGGGAGUAGUAAUCAGACGAGAGAUGAGUCUGAACCGUCGCCUAUGGGCUUGGCUCCUGGGUCCCGAGCCUGCAGUACCGGAAAACGAACAUGCCAAUGAUGUAGCCGGUGCUCCAACGGAGCAGCAACAUGCCUACCUUUCCUCCCGAACACAGUAUUUUGAGGAGCACGGACUCGCAGCACUGACGAAAGCACUCCUUGGUAUGAUCAAGGAUGCAGAAUCAAGCAGCGUCCCGGAACGUGCGAGGCCUUAUCGCACCUGUCUAUCUCUCAUGGACAGAUGGGAAAUUGGCGGUUUGGUCGUUCCAGAGAUUUUUCUCCCAGUAGUUGAGAGUGUACAGCGCUUCAAGAACAAAACGUCAUCUCCAGCAGAGUUCAAGGAGGUUUUGCGGAGCGCGAGCGUCUUCUUCGACGGCAUAGAAAGUGGUCUCAUCUACAGCGAGAUCGUUGCCCUUUUCGCGCAAGCUAUCGCCCCCGGCACGUUGGGAACUAAGCAACGCAGCGAGAAAUUAUCACUCAUCAGCUUCAUCAUCGCCAAUUUCAACGUCAGAGAAGAAGAAAUGGUGACUAUACACGCACCUCUUACCUGUCUCGCUGCUCUUUACAUGCUCCAAGACCUUCAAGAAAGGCAGAACAAAGGUGCGGUGGGCUCAUUCACGGUGGAACUGGUCAAUCAAGUCUUAUCAAUUGUGGCGUCAUUCUUGGAUCUUGUACCAGAGCGCACAUUCCUUGCGCCGCCAACAAAGGCUACUACAGAUUUCGAGGUCUUAUCUUUAUCCAACAUGGAUUUGCUGAACAAGAUACGCGAUUUUUAUGUCAACGAGCAGGGAAAUUUGGACAGCUCGCCAGCUCCAUUCACUGGUCUUGAGACUGGGCGCCUUCUGAUUCAGCUGGCUGCCAAAAACGUAUACGAUUGUGACACGCAGACUGGCCUGUUGCCAGAUCUAAAUCUGCGAGUUCGAAUAUUUCUACAAAUGCUCACCAAGACACCUAAACAAUACGAGUUUGACAAGGCGGGGCUUCUUUCAUUUUCGCGCCGAGAGCUGUCUGACGGAAAAGCCCUUCCAUUUGUUGCAUUCUCCUCAAUAUUGAACCUGGUCAGUCAGAUGUACUGGACUGACAGAAUCACACUGCCACAAUUGUCGGAGCUAGUACUACCUCUGGUUCGUCAUGCCUGGUCAUACUUAUCCGUAUCCGAGCCCAAGUAUCAUGUUGAGACUGUCCGCUGUCUUUGGCAGCUGCAGACGGCUCUCACGCUGGAGCGUCGCGACAUUGAAGCAGCCUUGUCCACUUUGAUAGUUGAGAAGAAAAGCUGGGAUAAUGCAGAUACGGGCCGCACGUUCGGUGUCCUUUGGUCGCACACCUUGCAGGAUAACCAGGGAGAACGCCGUGGGUCAAGAACGACAUCUCUGAUUGAGCCUCGCUCGAGGGUAGCAGGUGCAGACUUUUACGAAGUCAUGCUUACGCAGCCCCUGUUCCUCGUCCUUGAUGCUUUGAUGGAUGAAAGGACACAUUUGUAUAUGAAUGUCAAAUCAUGGCUGAACACAAUGGUUGGCAUUGACAGGCUGUUCCUGUUAUUUGCAUCCAAGAUCUCAGCACUUCCUUUUCUGAGAGGCGUCAGAGAUUCUGUUUCCACCGACGAGCUGGAUGCAACAUCGCGGCAGUUCUCGGAAAAUGACGAUCUAGAUCUUUGCCUGUAUUACCUACGAACCAUGCACAAUGUUCUAGGCUGCAUGAGCGAAGUACCUUGGGUUAUUAUGGGAACAAGACAUGUAUCCCUGGUGGACGAAAGUUUGCAUAUCAGUACCGGUGGUGAAGGGAACGAAAUGACGCUUCAGGAGCUUCUCCUUAGAUUAUUGGUCCAAUGCGUUGCCGGGGAAUCCGAGACAGAAGACAAGAACCUCAUUGACAGAACCCGCCAACUGCAAAGAUACGCAUUGAUGAUUAUUCAUCAGUUUCUUAUUGCACCUCAAUCCAGCCGCCUGUCUCACUUCCAUGUCGAGACGAUUCUCAUCGACAGACUCGGAACCUCGAUUACUAGUUCAGACCCUUACAUCCAGGUGCUUCUUUUAGAUUCCAUUUUUGCGGCUCUGAAGCUUCAAGAGCCGCCGGCAACAGAACGCCCCCUCUCCGCGACAUCUGAAAGAUAUCAUUCAUCAACGACAGAUCUUACACGACCUGGAAGGCCGUCGAUAUCAAAUGUAGAUGGUCAACUGCCCCAACAUGGUCUACCUCCGCAGCUUCUGAAAUGUCUUCUUGCUGGGCUCGGUGCUCAAAACAGUCAACUCGUUCUGGACAGCUGGAUGAAUUUCUUGGGCGGCUGCCUCCCGCUUUAUGGCGGAUCUGUCUUCCAGAUUGUUAUCCCGCUGGUCGAGACUCUCUGCAAGCAGAUUGGCACUACGUUUGCAAAUCUGAGAGCCACAUUUUGUCCAGAGAAUAGCAGCCCUGGUGCGCAGGUCGCUGCACCGGAAACCACACUGAUAUACCUCCUAAACGGCCUGGAGCAGGUACUUGCUCGCGCGCAUGACCAGCUGCAGGCAGACGAGGCGCGUGCUCAGGCUCUGAAAAGUCCCGACCAGCCACAGUCGCUAUUCGGCAGCAUGGUUUCUGGUGUCUUCCAGUCGGACGCGCCGCAGGGCCGCAGUGCGACUGCAAACGACCGCCUCACUGUUCAUCUUGCCUUUCAGGAUGCGGUCCGUAUUUGCUACAAGAUUUGGUCCUGGGGCCAAGGUGAUGAUGCCGCCGCCAACGACACCUCCGCGGCUGCGUCGUUUAUGUAUACCUCCCUACGAAUGAGAAAUCGUGCCAGGAGACUCUUGGAGCAGCUCUUCACCGCUGAGACACUAGAGUGCUUGGAGACCAUUGUCGAUAUUUGGAAGCAAGGCACCUCCGAGGCUCAGAAGUCUGAAGUCUUCAAAUUCCUGGCGGCACUCGAGGCUUCCCGUCCACGACAAACAGUGCCCUCUAUAUUCAACUCUAUCUACAGCCGGACAAACCCCGGCGCUUUGGAUCCUUCUCGUACGUCGACAUUGACUAUAUCACUAGAGGACACAGACUUGGGCUUGUUCUUGGUCAGGUACACACAAUCUCUUGACGACGAUGCUAUGGACGAGAUAUGGCAAGACUGCAUCGUCUUCCUCAGGGACAUUCUCGCCAACCCCUUUCCCCACCGGCAAACACUUCCAAGUCUGCUGGAGUUUGCAGCCAUCCUGGGGGAAAAGGUUGACAAUACAAACUUUGGCGAGCAACGCAAGAUGCGACGAGAGCUCGGCGAUCUGUUCACUCGACUCUUAGCUGGCCUAUUUACCACACGGCCCAUGACCUUUGCCGAGCCGGCCUCGUCAAAUGCGACUACGGAGAAAUCCAGACCAGGGGAUACCACAGAGACUCGCGACGUGGUUGGCAUCCUAGCAUCGGUUGUGCCUAAGCUCUCCAAGGUUCUGCUCGAGCCCGACCGGGUGCUGUCUGCGGCCGGCACCAUUUCCACCAACGUCAUCGGCCCUACGCUGCGCACCAAGACCUUCCCGGACUCGGUCACUCACAACACGGUGCGUCUGCUGCACGAGCUGUCGCGGCUGCCCAACAACCACAAGUCGUGGAAGAAGGAUGUCGGGGACGCCUUCAACGACGGCCGCUUCUUCAGCAUGGACCUGGCGCUCGUGAUGGACGACUGGUUGCCGCUGCUCCGCCAGUGGGCUGUCGCCGACAAGGACAAGCUGCCCGAGAUUGUGAGCCGCGUCGCGGCGCCGACAACGGCCGGCAUCGUGUUUGGCGUCGGGGCCACGUCGGCCCGGCUCGAGGCCGACCGCAAGACGCAGCUCAACCUGCGACGCGUGGCGACGCUCAUCCUCGCCGGCGCCGAUGACGCCGUCGUCGCGGACCUCCCCGUCAUCGUCGACAAGCUCGUGGAGCUGCUCGCCGCGACCAGCACAUCGUCGCCGUCGUCAACUACGCGCGCCGACGUCUACAUGGUGAUGCGCGCGCUCGUUUUGCGCACCGACCCUCUACACCUCGCCAUGCUGUGGCCCGUCGUCAACGCCGAGCUGCACGCCGCGCUCUCAUCCGUUGUCGCGCCCGACGACAGCGCCGCCGCCGAAACGCACACAAACGCCGGCGUCCUUCAGGCCUGCAAGCUGCUGGACCUGCUCGUGUGCGUCGCGCCCGAUGACUUUCAGCUCCACGAGUGGCUCUUCAUCACCGACAGUAUCGACGCCGUCUACCGCUCCUCCUCGUCGCGCCCCAUUGCCCUCGCCGAUGAGCUCGCCGAGGACCUCGGCAGCGCGGCAGCCACCACCAUCACCACCACGCACCAGGAUGACAGCGGUGCAGGCAGCGGCUACGCUGGCUUGGUGCCGGCCGCGCAGCGCAACCGCAGGCACGUGCUGAUUGGACCCGGCGGCAUCGCAGACGACGUGGGCCUCGAGCGUCGCGACGAGCUCGUGGCCAAGGUGCUGCGUCCGUUUUUCGGACAGCUGAGCAUCUUUGCGUUUGAGUCGACGUAUGCCAUGGGCGCACCGGACGUGUCGGACUGCGUGCAGGGGCUGCUGCGAGAUCUCUUUGACGAUACGACCAUGGUCAAGGCUCUGUGA
Molecule: messenger RNA, 5595 nt
Organism: Beauveria bassiana ARSEF 2860
Lineage: Eukaryota; Fungi; Ascomycota; Sordariomycetes; Hypocreales; Cordycipitaceae
Product: cellular morphogenesis regulator DopA
Exons: 5
Coding region: 1-5595 (1864 amino acids)
Biological process (GO): Golgi to endosome transport
Cellular component (GO): trans-Golgi network; endosome
Source: RefSeq, a predicted model, not a curated record